CAACCUCAGGACACACACACACACACACGGAGACACACACAAACACACGGGGAGGUCGUGCUGUCAAUGUUCCGCUCCUGGACAUGUUGUUAAUUCACAUUACCUCCAUUCUGGUCCUCGGGUGGCAGGUCAAGGCGCUGACACCGGAGUUUGGCGAUGUUUGCACUGAGGGGAGCUGCUAUCCCGUAACCGGAGACCUGCUCAUCGGCCGUGCGCACAAGCUCUCCGCCUCCUCCACUUGUGGCCUCCAACAACCGGAGCGCUUCUGCAUCGUUGGACAUCUGGAGGAGGAGAAGAAAUGCUUCAUUUGCGACUCGAGGCAGAUGUACGACGAGCAGUCCAACCCCAUCAGCCACACCAUCGAAAACGUAGUCACCACCUUCGCCCCGAACCGCCUCAAAACCUGGUGGCAGUCUGAGAACGGUGUGGAGAAUGUGACCAUCCAACUGGACCUGGAAGCCGAAUUUCAUUUCACACACCUCAUUAUGACCUUCAAGACAUUUCGCCCGGCCACCAUGGUCAUAGAGCGCUCCAUGGACUUUGGGAAGAAAUGGCAGGUGUACCGAUUCUACGGCUACGACUGCAAGACAUCCUUCCCUGGCGUGUCCCUCGGUCCCAUGGUCAAAGUGGACGACAUCAUCUGUGAUUCACGCUACUCCGAGAUCGAGCCGUCCACCGAGGGCGAGGUGAUAUUUCGGGUGUUGGAUCCUGUUUUUGAGAUUGAAGACCCCUACAGUCCUAAGAUACAGAACCUGUUGAAAAUCACCAACCUGCGUGUGAAGUUCAUCAAGCUGCACACGCUGGGCGACAACCUGCUGGACUCCCGCGAAGAGGUGACGGAGAAGUAUUACUACGCCCUCUACGACAUGGUCGUCCGUGGCAGCUGCUUCUGCUACGGCCACGCCUCCAAGUGUGCGCCGUUCGAUGGAGCGCCGGUGGGGGCAGAGGGCAUGGUCCACGGCCGCUGUGUGUGUAACCAUAACACAAGGGGUCUGAACUGUGAACAAUGUCAAGACUUUUACCAUGACCUGCCGUGGAGACCAGCAGAGGGAUACAACACUAACGCCUGCAAGAGGUGCGAGUGUAACCAGCACUCGUCCAUCUGCCAUUUUGACGUGGCAGUCUACAUGUCGACCGGCAACACGAGCGGAGGCGUGUGUGACAACUGCCAGCACAACACCAUGGGCCGCCAGUGCGAGCAGUGCCGACCCUUUUUCUACCAACACCCCAACCGGGAUCUGAGGGACCCCAACGGCUGCGAACCAUGUAGCUGUGACCCAGACGGCUCGCUGCAGGGGGGGAUGUGUGACCAGCGGACCGAUGUGAUGGCGGGGCUGAUCUCGGGUCAGUGUCGGUGCAAGGCCAACGUGGAAGGGGAGCGAUGUGACUACUGCAGACAGGGAAACUAUGGGCUGGGACAGGGGCCCCACGGCUGCCUGCCUUGUACCUGCAACCCGCUUGGCACAUUGCCUGGGGGAAAUCCGUGUGACACAAUCACAGGAAGGUGCUUCUGCAAACGCCUUGUUGAUGGACAUGACUGUGAUCAGUGUCUGCCUCAGCACUGGGGCCUGUCCAAUGACAUGGACGGCUGCAGACCAUGUGACUGCGACCAGGGCGGUGCCGUCAACAACAAUUGCAACCCCCAUACAGGGCAGUGUGAGUGUAGGGAGCACAUGUUUGGAAGGCGCUGUGACCAGGUGGAGUCUGGUUUCUAUUUCAUCGCUCUGGACCACUACACGUAUGAAGCAGAGGAUGCCAAGCACGGACCUGGUGUGAUAGUGGUACCACGGCCCUAUCCUCCGGGCCGUUCACCGACAUGGACCGGUAUGGGCUUUGUUAACGUACCAGAGGGAGCCUACCUCGAGUUCACCAUCAACAAUAUUCCCGAGUCCAUGGACUACGACCUGCUCAUCCGCUAUGAGCCACAGCUGCCAGAGCAGUGGGAGCAAGUGAAUAUCAGAGUGGAGCGUCCCACCUUCGUCCCACCCAACUACUACAGCCACUGUAGCAACUCCAUACAACGCGGAGACCACCAGUCGGUCUCUCUGCCGCCCGGAUCCAGACAUGUGGUGCUUCCGAGUUCUGUGUGUUUGGAGAAGGGAUUCAACCACACCGUGCACCUCAGUCUACCGCUCUACUCCUCAUACAGUGACGUCCAGAGUCCCUACACACUCAUUGACUCUUUGGUGCUUAUUCCCCGGGUCAGAGAGCUGGACAUGUUCGAUGGCACAGAUGGCGAAAAAGCGUGGGACACAUUCCAGCGGUACCGCUGUUUGGAGAGCAGCCAGAGUGUUGUCAAGAGCCCCAUGACUGAUAUCUGCAACGAUUACAUCUUCAGUGUCUCCGCUCUGCUCCAUCAAGGAGCCAUGGCGUGCCGGUGUGACCAACAGGGCUCGCUCAGCGCCGUGUGUGAACCCAAAGGCGGGCAGUGCCAAUGUCGUCCCAACGUGGUUGGCAGGAACUGUGAGCAUUGCGCCCCUUCCACAUUCUUCUUCAGCCCUGCCGGCUGCAGAUUGUGUGAGUGUGACCCACGGGGUUCAGUCAACGCCUUCUGCCAUGAGGCUACGGGGCAGUGCAAGUGUGUGCCGGGGGCAACAGGGCGCCAGUGUGCCCACUGCCUGCCGGGGUUCUGGGGCUUCCCUCAGUGCCGGCCAUGUCAUUGUAACGGCCACAGCGACUACUGCCACCCACAGACCGGAGAGUGUCAGGGCUGCCGGGACUACACCACCGGACACAACUGUGAAAGGUGUCUGAAUGGUUACCAUGGUGACCCAGAGCUGGGUUCUGGCGGGCACUGCCGCCCCUGCAUGUGCCCGGACGGGCCAGGGACUGGGCGGCAGUUUGCUGAUGGCUGUUACCAGUUGGCCAGUGCAAACCAGCUGGUCUGUGUCUGCAGCCCCGGAUACAAAGGAGCCCGGUGUGAUGAGUGUGCCCCGGGAUACUUUGGCAACCCCCAGGUGCAGGGCGGGCGCUGUAUGCCAUGUCAGUGUAACAACAACAUCGACAUGCAGGACCCAGACUCCUGCGACCCUCGCACGGGCGCCUGUCUCAAAUGCCUGUACCACACCGAGGGCUAUGGAUGUCAGCAAUGCAAACUGGGACACUACGGCAACGCUGCCACGCAGAGCUGCCGCAAGUGCAUGUGUUACCCAGUGGGCACUAUGCCGCAGGCGUGUACAUCUCCAGGCGAGUGCCAGUGUGAUCUGUACAGCGGCCAGUGCCCCUGCCAGUCCAACGUGGUGGGUCAGAACUGUGACCGCUGUGCUCCCAAUACCUGGAACAUCACCAGUGGAAGUGGCUGCCUGGCCUGCAACUGCGAUCUCGACCACUCUUUUGGAUCAUCCUGCAAUGAGAUCACAGGCCAGUGUUCCUGCAAACCGGGUUUUGGGGGCAGAACGUGUCGAGAGUGCAGAGAGCUAUUCUGGGGGAAUCCGAAGGUCAAAUGUCAUGCUUGUGACUGUGACCCUCGUGGCAUCUCCAGCGAACAGUGCCACCGUGCGACAGGCCAUUGCACAUGCGUGGAGGGGGUGUCGGGUCUGCGGUGCGACAAGUGCGCCAGAGGAUACCAUGGGGAGUUUCUCACGUGUGAGUCUUGCCACCAGUGUUUUGCCAUCUGGGACAGCAUCGUUGGCGAACUGGCCAAUCAAACGCGACACCUGGAGGGUCACCUGAUAGAGAUUCAAACCAAUGGUGUGACGGCACCAUACAAAGAUCUGGUGAGCAGCCUGGAGAGAAAUGCCAAAGCCGUGAGAGAGAUACUGGAGAACAACGGUGCCACGCAGAAGCUGGAGAAAAUACAGGAGCUGAUGCAGCAGAUCACUGGUGUGAUGUCUUACUUAAAUGGAAGGCUAAACUCAACGGAGGACAGCCUGACUUUUCUCUAUGGGGACACCAACGCUACCAUCGCCAACUUGGAUGCUCUGAGGGAGGAGGCCAAGGAGCUAGAGCAGACGGUCAUGGAGCUGAGAAAGCAGGUGUAUGAUGCCAAGAACUCCAACUUCAAUGGCGCCAUGGAUACCAUUACGACAGCACACAUGCAGUCGAUGAUGGCAGAGUUCAGUGCAAACACCUCUACCAGCAACCCCGGCAACAUGCUGGAGCAGUCAGCCACAAUGAGGCAAGCCACAGAGGACAAAAUGAGCAGCACCCAGAAGGAGUUUGACCGAAAGCACAAAAAAAACACAGAGAAACUCGAUAAACUGGACUUUGACCUGGAUAAAUUAGACCUGUCAGCUCUUGACCAAAAGACAUGCGGUGCUAUAGCUGACAGUGAGGACUGUGCUAGUUCUCCCUGUGGAGGGGUGAGUUGCAGAGGUGAGGCUGGAACCUCACAGUGUGGAGGAGAAGGGUGCGAAGGCCUUGUCACAACCUCACAAGCAGCCCUAAAAUCAGCCAAAGACUUUGACCAGGAAAUCCUUUCGGCUAUGCAGGAAGUGGACAAGCUCUCCAGGAUGGUGUGGGAAGCCAAGGUACGGGCGGAUGAGGCCAAAAUUAACGCUCAAGAAGUUCUGCUCAAGUCGAACCAGAGCAAGGAGCGAGUGGAACAGAGCAACGAGCAGCUACGAAACCUCAUCAAAGAGAUACGGGACCUCCUCACAAAUGACAAGGCUGACGUGUCCGUGAUUGAGGCAGUCGCAAACGAGGUAUUGGCCUUGGAGAUGCCCACCUCACCCUCCGAGCUCCAGAACUUGACGCAGGAGAUCAGGGAGAGGGUUGACACGCUGACCAGUGUGGACAGCAUCCUCAGUCAGAGUGCCAACGAUAUUCAGACUGCUGAAAUGCUGCUGCAACAGGCCAAAGCUGCCAGUGAGGAAGCGGCUAACAUGAAGGAGACAGCAGAUCUAGUGAAGGCGGCCCUGGAUGAAAUGGAGCGUGCCCAGAAUGUCACAGUAGAUGCCAUCAAACAAGCCCAGAACAACACCAGGUCCACCCUCGACCUGCUGAUCAUUGUGGAGUCGCAGACGGCCACCUCAGAACUGAAGCUGAGCAACACCACGGGCCGGCUGGUACAGCUGGAGAAGGAGGUGGGUCUGCUGAGACAAAACCAUCUGGAGACCGGCCAGCUGGCGGACAGGGCUGCGUAUAUCAGUGACCAGGCCAGACAAGAUGCUGAGCAGGCCCAGCAGGAGUUUGAGGAGGCGGUGAAGAAUAAGUAUGGCGUGGUGGAGGACCUGAUGGAAGACAAGGGGGAGGCGGCACUGGAUGCCAAGAGGAGGGCUGAGGAGCUCCAACAGGAGGCCAAGGAGCUGCUGGAGCAAACCGGCAACAAGAUGCAGCGACUCAGAGAGUUGGAGAGGUCAUAUGAGGCCAACCAGCGCACCCUGGAGGACAAGGCCCAGCAGCUGGCAGACUUGGAGAGAACUGUCCGCCAGCUUCUUGAUGAGAUCGGCCAAAAAGUAACUCUCUACAGCACCUGUGUCUGAACGCCACCACAAUAAUGGGAGCAUCACCCAGUUUAUGACCUCGUCCUCUUUUGUUAUUCACAAAUAUAUAUAUUCAAAGAUUUUAUCAGUGCAGACCACUGGGUUAGUGCCUCAGAAUACAGUUUUGCAAACCAUUGCCCCAAGCAGACUGGGUGGCAGGGUGAAAUACUCAAAAAGGUUUUUAUACAGACAGUUUCAGAAUUAAUUGUGCCAAAGAAUUUGACAUGAAAUCAACACCGAUGCAUCAUAGUAGGUCAUAUUGGGGAAAAAAACCAAAACAACUUAACUUGGAACCAAUGAAUAGAAACUGCCAAAGAACACUGGAUGAAAUCAGAAUCAAAGAAAUGACCACUAAAAACCAGUAUGACCUCAGUCUUACAGCUAGAAGCCAAAACAAGUGUGUGAUAUAUUAUAUAUAUGGGGGCACAUUUGAAAAUUAUCAUGUAUAAGCUAGUACAUGUCUGAUUAACCUGUAUGAAUGCACAGAUUUGACAUGCUUCAGAUUCAAGUUUUGUCUUAUGCGAGCCUUAAGAAAUUAUUUUCUGAACCAAAAGGUAUAUAUGACAUGAAUUACCUUUUUCAUUAAAGAUACUAUCAAAGUUA
This is a messenger RNA of Lampris incognitus (smalleye Pacific opah), 6026 nucleotides long. RefSeq names its product laminin, beta 1b (gene lamb1b). The record is from RefSeq and is a predicted model, not a curated record. Gene Ontology annotation, cellular component: laminin trimer. Gene Ontology annotation, biological process: cell migration; basement membrane assembly; substrate adhesion-dependent cell spreading. The transcript has 33 exons. Gene Ontology annotation, molecular function: extracellular matrix structural constituent; integrin binding. NCBI's taxonomy places the organism in Eukaryota, Metazoa, Chordata, Actinopteri, Lampriformes, Lampridae. Bases 84 to 5423 code for a protein of 1779 amino acids.